UGACGGGAUCAUUGUUGCUGUCCACCCUAACAUCAAGCUUUUAGGAACGGAUCAUUUUGCUAUUAAUUCUACACAAAAAGCUUAUGGGAUUGAUGAUUUUCGAAAUAUAACAAUUGGGGUCAAUGGCAUCGAGGAGAGGAUGCAUUUGGUUUGGGAUACAAUGGUGGAAGCUGGGCAAAUUUCAGUGACUGAUUAUGUCUGCAUAACAAGCACUGAAUGAUUGCUUGGAUCUUCAAUAUAUAUCCCAGGAAAGGAGCAAUUCCUGUUGGAUCCAAUGCAGAUAUAAUUAUUCUCAACGCAAGUUCAAGUUUUGAAAUUACUGCAACGUCUCACCACUCUAGAUCAGAUACAAAUGUCUAUGAGUGCAGGCGAGGAAAGGGAAAAGUUGAAGUGACUAUAGCUGGAGGAAGGAUUGUCUGGGAAAAUGAUGAAUUGAAGGUUGUUCCUGGAACUAAGUACACAGAAAUGCGUCCCUUUAGUUAUCUUUUUGAUGGAAUUGACAAAGCAGAUGCUCAGUACUUAUCUUCCCUUGGAGCUCCAGUAAAGCGUUUUACAUCCACAGCUUAGAAUUAGAUUGCAGGUAAUUGUAUUUUCUCUUAUCCUGUAGAUAAAAUUAGAAGGAAAAUUAUACCCAGUGUUCAUGUUUGUAUUGAGUUUGUGCAGAGUGACAAAUAAAUAAUGUUUCAACAGCCUGUGCAUUCCAUUUGUCAUAUGUAUUUGUAUACAUUGUUGGAUAAUAUAAAUAAAGUUCAUAUUCUUCUAGUUAUAA
Messenger RNA from Pistacia vera, 769 nucleotides. Its product is annotated as dihydropyrimidinase-like. Lineage: Eukaryota; Viridiplantae; Streptophyta; Magnoliopsida; Sapindales; Anacardiaceae. Bases 217 to 567 code for a protein of 116 amino acids. Gene Ontology annotation, biological process: pyrimidine nucleobase catabolic process. Gene Ontology annotation, molecular function: dihydropyrimidinase activity. The transcript is spliced from 6 exons. Gene Ontology annotation, cellular component: cytosol. The record is from RefSeq and is a predicted model, not a curated record.